Molecule: messenger RNA, 1812 nt
Organism: Cuscuta campestris
Lineage: Eukaryota; Viridiplantae; Streptophyta; Magnoliopsida; Solanales; Convolvulaceae
Source: the annotation of a GenBank genome assembly
AUGGUGAAUUGAGGUGGAUUUUCAGUAUAUUUGGGCGGAAAUUGGUAAAGUGACUAAAGUGUCAAAAUCAUAAGCUUUUUGUUCAAGAUUUAACUGUCUCUUUUGACUACUCUUCUUCCCUCUCUCACUGGACUGCGCUGUGACUGGUGAGGAGUGAGGACCCGUGUCAAACACAUUCCACGCACUCUUCUUCUCCGUACUAAUGGCCACCAGCAACAGAGACGAUCCUCUUGCAUUCAUGAUCAAUCCUCUCGCGUCGGCGUCCUCUCCGGUGGCCGUGUCAGACGCCGACAGCUACCUCCUAGACGGCUCUCAGAUCGGGAGCGCUUCCGGGAGCUUCCAGAACGAGAGUUUCCUCGGCGGACUCGAUGUCGCCGGCGGAGGGGACGCGGAGUUCGGCUUCUCCCGACCCGAUUUCCGGCAGAGCCCUCUGGUUGGCACCGUCGAGUUUUACGAGCGCCACGUCUUCCUCUGCUACAAGAACCCCCAGGUCUGGCCUCCCCACAUCGAGGCCACUGAGUUCGAUCGCUUGCCCAGGCUUCUAGCUGCUGUUCUGUCUGCUCGCAGGGCUGAUAUGAAACGGAAGACCCGUUUGACAAUAUGUGAAGGACGUGAUGGAACUGAGACAUCAAAUGGGGAUGUGUUAAUCUUUCCGGACAUGAUCAGAUACAGGAGAUUGACUCAUUUUGAUGUGGAUACAUUUGUUGAGGAGGUACUUGUGAAAGACUGUGUAUGGUUGCCUGGAACUCCAGAAGCUCUUAGGGGAUGGUAUGUUUUUGUAUGCUGUCAUGGUACAAGGGAUCGCAGGUCCGGUUAUUGUGGGCCACCCAUAGUUAAUAGGUUUAAAGAGGAGAUAGAGUCACGAGGGCUUAAAGGUAAAGUGUCCGUUAGCCCAUGUUCACACAUUGGUGGCCACAAGUAUGCUGGGAAUUGCAUCAUAUUUGGGCCUAGUGGUAGCAAGGAUGUAUCAGGGCAUUGGUAUGGGUAUGUGUCUCCAGAUGAUGUUCCUACCUUGCUGGAGCACCAUAUUGGAAAGGGAGAACUUGUGGAUUUCAUGUGGAGGGGACAGAUGGGACUGUCAGAGGAUGACCAAGAAAAGUCUCAGAGACUAAGGCUCCAAGUCAAUGGCAAGUCCUACCUGGAAAGUGGGUUAGAAAAAUAUAUUCAUUCAAGCCAACAGCCAAUCAACGGCACGUGUGGAUCUCAGGCGGAUGGUAGUACACAAUGUUGCCCGUCAAACGGGAGCUUUCUUUGUUGUCAAAAGAGCAGUCCAUUACCGGACCAAAGAACCAAUUACGCUCAUGAUGGCGAGGUGUCAAACUUUAAACUUGAAAGCAUAAAGAGUUUGAGGAUACGAAGUAAGGGCCCUAAUGGAUCUCAGGUACGCAAAGUUUGCUCUGUACCUUCGUGGCCUGAACACUGGGUGCGUGAAGAUACUUACGCAGUUCUUGCUGUCAUUGUUGCUGCCAUGUCAGUUGCUUUCACAUUCAGCUGCUUCAAACAACACAAGUAACUUUACCCUUCUGCACUUUGGUGUCAUACUACGUAGUUGUGAUUGUAAAUUUAGUCGGAAUGUGUUUCGUGUAAUAUACAAAACCACUAAGUUCUGUAUAUUGUGUCCAUCAAGACUGUGUAUCUAAUCUAUGUUAUUCUAAAGCUUUGUGAAUAUGAUUCUCUCAAGGAGUAGAUGUAAGGUUUAUGUACAUUUUGUCCCUCGCAGACUUUAUUAUUAGAGUGCGAUAUAUACAGACUAGUACCAUGUAAUUUAUUUAGACUCAAUUUAGUCCUCAUUCAUAAAUGCUGUGUUACAUA